AUGCCGAGUAAGUGUGUGUGUGUGUGUUGUGUGUUGUGUGUUUGUAGCCGGCACCAUGCGCUGCUCGUCCAGGUUUUGGAGGUGGCUUCUUCCGACGUUGACGAUGAGUCUGGCGCAUCCAUCUGGGACUCAGCACUCUGCUUGGGCGAAAUCCUGGUGAAGCAACAGAUCUCUUUGGGUCCAAGAGUCCUGGAGCUUGGAUCGGGAACUGGAUAUGUUGGGCUCAUUGCAGCUGCACUUGGCCAUCGAACCACGUUGACAGAUCGUGCGAUGCUACUUCCUCAGCUGCAGGCAAACAUCCGGGCGAAUGGACUGGAGGAUGUAGCAGAUGCAGUUGAACUGGAAUGGGGAAGUGUGCGUCCCGAUCUGGAUGUCGACACUGUGAUCAUGUCCGACUGCGUUUACCUUCCUCACUGCUUUCGGCCAUUGGUACAGACGUUGGAUUCACUUGCCCCCAGCAGCAUUAUCUGGGCAAAUGAGAUGAGAGGAGUUGAGGAGGAGUUUCGCAAGCUCAUGGCUGACACUGGCUGGACAUUCGAAGCAGUGCCGCUGCCAUCAGAGAAUGACUUCGCGUGCGAGGAUAUCUGCGUGCAGUGGAUCCGGCACGCCAAGGAGAAAAUAAAUGGCCGCGUGCAAAGCGGGCUGUGCAAUCCGGUGCUGCACAGAGCGGCUUUGGCCCUCGCAUGGCAUCAGUCCUUGAUAUGCGCCGGCUUUCGUAGAGAAUACAAGCUCUACUCCGAAAGGCAUAGCGUCAACUUGUACUUGGGCACGUGGGGCAUCAUUUGA
This is a messenger RNA of Symbiodinium necroappetens, 786 nucleotides long. NCBI's taxonomy places the organism in Eukaryota, Dinophyceae, Suessiales, Symbiodiniaceae. The record is from the annotation of a GenBank genome assembly.